Messenger RNA from Paramecium tetraurelia, 1005 nucleotides. RefSeq lists its product as uncharacterized. Lineage: Eukaryota; Ciliophora; Oligohymenophorea; Peniculida; Parameciidae. Gene Ontology annotation, cellular component: cytosol. The record is from RefSeq and is a predicted model, not a curated record. The transcript is spliced from 3 exons.
AUGGGAAAUUGUGCUACUUGCGAUGAUCCAUCUAUUUAUGAGAAUGCAAAACCGGUUAAAAAUAAAACAAAUUUAGAAAACUAAGAGAAUAUUUAAUAACUCACUCCUAAGAGUAAAUUAUCUUAGAGCUUAGUUAAAUCAGAAAAUCCCAGUUUGAUUGUUUAAUAGCAUAUUAGAUAAGAUCUAAAGGUAUUAGAUUCAAUGCCAGAUUUCACUAAUUAAAAUACAAAAGCCUUACUAGAAAGAUUAUAACAAUUUAAUUACGAUCAAAAUGAACCAUUUGAAUUUAAAUAACUUCCUUUUUACGGACCAGUUGAGAUGGAACCUAAUGUAUUUUAUUAUGGACAAUGGAAAAAUGGGUAGAGACAUGGAAGAGGCAAGUAAGUUUGGGUGGAUGGUUCGAUUUAUGAAGGAUAUUGGUUUUAAGAUAAGGCUUGUGGAAAUGGAAGAUUAAUUCAUGCAGAUGGAGAUCUCUAUGAAGGAAAAUGGUUAAAUGAUAAAGCACACGGCUAUGGAAUUUAUCAUCAUAAAGAUGGAGCCUUUUAUAAAGGAGAGUGGUAUGAGGAUCAACAACAUGGAUACGGUUUAGAAAAAUGGGCUGAUGAUUCUAUGUUUGAAGGAACAUAUAACAAUGGUAUGAAAGAUGGUCAUGGUAAAUUUAAUUGGCCAGAUGGCAGUUGCUAUGUUGGAGAAUUUACAAAUAACAAUAUCCAUGGAAAGGGACACUAUUCCUGGGCUGAUGGGAGAGUGUAUGAGGGUGAUUGGAAAGAAAAUUAGAUGGAGGGUAAAGGAAUUUUCACUUGGUCUGAUGGAAGAAAAUACAUAGGAGAAUAUAUAGAUGAUAAGAAACAUGGUUAUGGAGAGUUUUUUUGGCCUGAUGGAAGAGUCUACAAGGGACAAUGGUAGGAUGGAAAAUAACAUGGAAGAGGAAAAUAUAAAGGAAUUAAUAAUGUCUUUAGGGAAGGAGAAUGGGUAGAAGGAAAAUUAUAAAAAUGGAUAUAAUGA